Colletotrichum truncatum is the source of this 1140-nucleotide messenger RNA. Its product is annotated as acetyl xylan esterase. The record is from RefSeq and is a predicted model, not a curated record. Gene Ontology annotation, molecular function: cellulose binding; hydrolase activity. Gene Ontology annotation, biological process: carbohydrate metabolic process. NCBI's taxonomy places the organism in Eukaryota, Fungi, Ascomycota, Sordariomycetes, Glomerellales, Glomerellaceae. Gene Ontology annotation, cellular component: extracellular region.
AUGAUGAAGCUGCUAACUCUAAUCAGCCUCUGGGCUCUGUCUCUUUUCCCUCUUGCUCUCGGCGCGGAGGUUGUGCCGCGCGCUACCUUCACGGAGGUAACCGACUACGGAUCUAACCCAACCGGCACGCGCAUGUGGCUUUAUGUCCCCAACAACCUCGCCUCUAAGCCGGCCGUCGUUGUCGGAAUCCACUGGUGCAGCGGCAGCGCGCAGGCCUACUACCAGGGCAGCCAGUGGGCACGGUACGCCGAGACAUAUGGCUACAUCGUCAUCUACCCGCAGACGCCGUACACACGCGACAACUGCUGGGAUGUAGCGUCGAAGAUGACUUUGACGCAUAACGGUGGUGGCGCGAGCAAUUCAAUCGCGAACAUGGUCAAGUUCGUGAUCGCUCAAUAUGGAGCGGAUGCGAGCAGGGUGUAUGCUACGGGUAUUUCAUCUGGGGCCAUGAUGACGAACGUGUUGGCCGCGACUUAUCCAGAUAUCUUCGCUGCCGGUAUAGCCUACGCAGGCGUCCCAGCCGGCUGCUUCAUGAGCGUUGAUGACGUCCCCGACGCCUGGAACAUAACAUGCUCCACUGGCCAGUCCAUUUGGACGCAGCAACAAUGGGCCAACGUCGUGUAUGAGAUGUAUCCGGGUUACACGGGGCCGCGGCCAAAGAUGCAGAUUUACCACGGAACGUUGGAUGAGGCGCUCAACGUUCAAAACUACUACGAGACUAUCAAGCAGUGGACGGGAGUAUUUGGCUACUCAACUCAGGCGCAGUCGACGACGCCCAACUUCCCGAGAAGCCCUUACACGAAAUACGUGUUCGGGGACAAACUGCAGACGUUCUUGGGUACCGGCGUUUCUCACUCCAUUGAUGUGUUUCCUGAAGAGGACCUGAAAUGGUUUGGCUUCCUGGAUGCUGGGAUAGGCCUAAUCAUGACUCAGAACCCAGUAACCCCUGUAACAACAUCCACAACGCUGCGUACCAGUACCACAUCGACAGCCAGGUCGACGACAACCACAGCACCUGGAGGGUCAGGGACUUCACCUCAAUGGGGCCAGUGUGGUGGUAUCAAUUGGACGGGUCCUUUUUCGUGCGCGAGCCCGUACACGUGCGUCAAGAUUAAUGAUUGGUACUCCCAGUGUCAGUAA